This is a messenger RNA of Nymphaea colorata (pocket water lily), 1363 nucleotides long. RefSeq lists its product as uncharacterized. NCBI's taxonomy places the organism in Eukaryota, Viridiplantae, Streptophyta, Magnoliopsida, Nymphaeales, Nymphaeaceae. The transcript is spliced from 5 exons. The record is from RefSeq and is a predicted model, not a curated record. The coding region runs from base 131 to 1114 and encodes 327 amino acids.
UGUCCGUAAUGUGCGUUAUCUCAUCCGGUGGCCAACAUCCAAACGCGGUCUCGGCGCGGGGAUCGGCAGCAAUCCAGUCUGCAGCUGAACCAGAUCCUUCCCAACGCGGGCGCCAACUCGAGGACUGCUCAUGGGGAUCCCGGUUCUCUUCCUGCUCUGCUUCCUAGUCUCCGUCCUCCUGAGGUCCACGCUUCACUCCCUAAUCUUGCUCUUUCGCUUUCUGUCGGCGUCCUUCCUCCAUUGGUUUCUGCCUCGGCGGCAGCAGGAGGGCGAGCCGACCCUCGUCCUGUACCAAGGGAGGGUCUGGCAUCGAAGGGAGAAGCCCAUCUUCCACGCCUUCGAAUACGACGUCCGAUAUGCCCUGCUUGACCUGGACCGCCCGCCCGCCUCCCUUGCCCUCUCCAUUCGACGCCAUCACAUGACCUCUCAGGCUGCGCGUAAUGCUGCCGGCACUGAUGGCCCCGUCUUCCUUUUGACGAUACCUUCUAGCGUAGGCUACGAACAAAAUCCGUUGAGCGUAUAUUAUUGUUACAACUAUGACGGCUCCGAUAACAGCUUACAGCUCAAAAGCUGCAUUGCCGAGGUGACAAAUACACCUUGGGGAGAAAGGGUGUCAUUUGUCUUCAAGCCAGGAUCUGAUUUGGUGUCAAAGCCAUUGCAUGUUAGUCCAUUCAUGGAUAUGCUUGGGGACUGGAAUAUGUAUGCAGAUCCUCCUGGAGAUAACCUGUUUUUAAGGAUUUCAGUGCAGCAUCCCACACUUGGAAACUAUUUUACAGCUACACUAAAAGCCAGGAAAGCAGUAGAUUCCUUCUUCUGGAAGCACAAUCUUGAAAUGUUUUUCUGGUUAAUGCCACAAAAGGUGGCCAUUUGGAUAUACUGGCAGGCCAUCAAGCUAAGGUCAAAGAAUGUGUCUUUUAUACAUCACCCUAAGUAUUCGAAUAGCAAUUACAGAGAGGAGGCAUUGCUGCGAGAGAGGAAACUUAUGGGUUGUGGAGAAAGUAUGCAAACGGAAGGUAUCUGCCAUGAAGCCUCCAUCACAAGGGACCAGGUUUUACAGGGAAAUAUUGGAAGCAGGUGGUGUGUGUGGAGAGAUGCUAAAUGGCCAUGGUCUUAGAAUUUUUGUGCAGUUUUCUUAUCCAAAUGAAUCUGUGUAUUGAACAUGGAGAAGGGAUGCUCCCACCCAUUGUGGUUGCCUAUUUCCCUUGUACCAUUAUACUGCUACUAUCCUUUCCUUUCCUUUCCACUUCAUUUCCAAAUUGCACGAAACAAUAUUUCUUAACCAGUUUAGAUCAUACGCAUAUGGUGAGGCUUGUUAUUAUUAUAAUGACUCUAAGGAUGCAGACAGAAAGGGAACUUCAUGGUA